Molecule: messenger RNA, 858 nt
Organism: Rhizophagus irregularis DAOM 181602=DAOM 197198
Lineage: Eukaryota; Fungi; Glomeromycota; Glomeromycetes; Glomerales; Glomeraceae
Source: RefSeq, a predicted model, not a curated record
UUCGAAUAUAUAGUAUAAAAAAAUUAUGCAAGAUUUUCGUUACACGACAUAUUUUUAUAAUGACAUAAUUAAAGAGUCAUUACUCAAUUUUGAGUUCCAUAAGUUAUUUAUUAUGGAAGGUAGAUCUAACAAUAAACGAGCAAACGAACCAAAACAUUUACGAAGAAAAGUGGUGUUCGUAGAUCCUGAUGAUCCCGAUGCACCACAUUGGUGGCCCGCCUUGGUGGUUCCGUUUAAGGAAAUCGAAAUAUUUAAACAAAGGAUGGAUUAUGAUGUACAAUAUCCAGCUGGAGGAGAAAACGUAGUAUGUUAUUUUGAAGAUGGUUCUUUUUCAAUUGUAUCAGAAAAAGAUCAACUUCCUUUUGAUCCAAAAGGUCAACCAUAUACUACAUAUAUGGAAGGUCCAAAUGCAUCAAUAUUUCAGAAAGACAAAGCUGUAGCGUUGGCUACGCUUUACUAUGAAAAAGGUGUUAUACCUCAAUCUUUCAAAUGGCUUCAUAAAGAAGAUGAUAAUAUAUUAAUGGGUACCGGAUUUUCUGGUAAUGGUGGUUUUAAUAUGAAUCAUCAAUUUGGAAUUGAAUACGUAAAUGGUGAAGAUGAUCAAAUGGUACAAGAAUCAAAGUCUUCCGGGAACACGAAAAGACAUUCAAGAAAGGAUAGUACUAAUAAUGGCACAUCAAAUUCUACAAUGAUAACUGAACGAGUCACUACAACUUCACGUGUAAAAACAUGUUCGCAAUGCGGAGAGAAGGCCAAUUCGGCGAGAGCAACAGCUUCUUCGGGUAGUGCUGAGCAAACUCACGCGCAAAGUCACAGCGUAUUAUGCGGCGAAUGUGAAACGUAGACAGCCUGAACGAC